Oncorhynchus kisutch (coho salmon) is the source of this 5000-nucleotide messenger RNA. Its product is annotated as Krueppel-like factor 6. Gene Ontology annotation, cellular component: nucleus. The transcript is spliced from 2 exons. NCBI's taxonomy places the organism in Eukaryota, Metazoa, Chordata, Actinopteri, Salmoniformes, Salmonidae. The record is from RefSeq and is a predicted model, not a curated record. Gene Ontology annotation, molecular function: DNA-binding transcription factor activity, RNA polymerase II-specific; RNA polymerase II transcription regulatory region sequence-specific DNA binding. Gene Ontology annotation, biological process: embryo development; regulation of transcription by RNA polymerase II. The coding region runs from base 370 to 1767 and encodes 465 amino acids.
GAAGAAUAACCCGUUGACGUCAUAAUCAUGCGACACUCAAAAAAACUGAUACGUGGGGAGGUGAGUUGGCGAAAAAAAAUCACGUUUUUGAGUGAGAUUGUUUGAGAAACAAGUUGACUCAUUUACGUGUUUAUUUGUUUUGAUUUAAAAGCUAUUUUCUUAAGAAUUGCAAACAGUAAGUAUGUUGUCUGGCCAGAGGCUAACUAGACGGCUUGCUAUCGAACCAACGUUAGCUAGCUAACACGGUGGCCAGUUAACGUUAGUUACCUUGCUUACCAAACAACAAGGACUGAAUCCCGAGGGUUCUGUUAUUUUGCGUUUGAAACUUUUUCGAACUGUUGAUAACAUAACAUCAAGCUAAUCACUACCAUGAGUUUGACGAUGGAGACCAGUGUCUCUUUCCUCAAAUAUGAACUUGCGUCGACCAUCGAACAGGCAGUGAGGUGUGCAGUAGAAGCCGUUUUGAAGGAAACUGCUAGAGUAGUCGGUAUCAAACUGGCCGCAGCUCGGACUGCUGCUGCUGAGUCUCAUCGUGAGAACCAAAGUUUGAGAGAGAGACUUGACGUAUCUGAGGGUGAACUCAAAGCAACACGGUACUACAUGACAGCAGCCGAGAAGAACAUCAAACAGUGUUUACUCCUUAAUCCCAACCAGCCUAGAUCGGGUGCUUUAGGACCUGGUUCGGAAGAGUCUCCUUUUCUCUUUCCCCCCACUGCUUCGGGGAGUCCUUCCAAUAUGCUCACGACCCGUGGCCCCAAGUCGUUUCGAGCCUCAUCCACACGAUCACAGUUUUCUAAGUCACUCCCCAGUGUAGGUCUUUGCUUACCAACAGUGCAGCAUGAAUGGCCCAGGAGCAGCGAAAACUUGAGAAGAAUACGGACAUCCUCCACUGUCUCUUCUACCAAUCCCUCACAAACAUCCAAAGUGCCACAAUUAGAGGUUGGAAACUCAUCUCAUCACACUGAGGAGGAUACAGAGGGUCAAUUCUACAUUACAGACGAUGGGGUUGCAGAGAAAGAGUACAAAGUCCGUGCAACUGGAGGAGAGGACUCUGGAAUAAUUCAACAGGAGCAGGAGGGAGGAACAGUGGCAGCAGAGGACCCUCACAGAACUUCUAUUACCAACUUUGAGUUGGAGAUGGGCCAGAGUCACCCAGCAGGCAAUGUGAAUGACCUGGGCCUGAUCCAGGUGCUCGAUGAGGUGGAUGAAGUUAAAAGAACAGUUAAAAUUGAAAACGACCCUGAGGUCCCAAGUAUGCUGGAGUCCCACCUCCCUGGGUCAUCACAACAACUGCCACAGAUGCCAGCUCACAUUGAUAAUGAUGGUGACAAUGAUGGUAACUUCAUGGGGUCUGUCCCACCCUCUACAGGGGACGCUGGUCUUCUAGGGGCUUUUGAAGUCCGAAGGGAGAGCUCGGAUAAGGUGCAUCGUUGCAAUGUGUGUGGCCGGGGAUUCCGCCGCUUCUACUGCCUGAAGACACACCAGCGCAUUCACACGGGUGAGCGGCCAUAUCCCUGCAGGUAUUGCGAGAAGCGUUUCCGACACCUGGACAGUCUGCAUAAGCACCAGCGCAUCCACACUGGGGAGAGGCCCUACCGCUGUGCCCAGUGUGGCUGCUGUUUCAGGGAGCUAGGCCAGCUCAAGAAGCACAGGCUGACCCACUCACCUGCUCCCACCACACCCCACCCGGUAGUGGCACUGUCUCUACUCCAAGCAGGGCCCUCCUAUACAUGGCCACACCUCCACUCACAGUCCCUGGAUUCCUAAUCAGGAUGGAUUUGGUACACACAUUCAUACAAACAUAUUUUGUAAACAUGAUAUGAUGGUACUCAUUUUGUGUGUUAAGUUCACCCUAAUCAAAGUUAAUAUUAUUUAAUUGACAAUGUACACAAGCUGAUCAUGUAAGGAUCAUAUAUUUCAGGUAAGCUAGUGGUUAGUUACCCUUUCCUUUCCUGGGCCUCCCGAGUGGUGCAGCGGUCUAAGGCACUGCAUCGCGGUGCUAGAGGUGUUACUACAGACCCGGGCCACAACCGGCUUUGGCCGGGAGUCCCAUAGGAUGGCGCACAAUUGGCCCAGCGGUUCCGAAAUUUUGGGAGAAAGGAGGGUAAAAAAACAAGUAAAGAAUAAUCUAUUUCUAUUACUGCUUGUUCACAAUGUUCUUAAUUGGCAUAAAAGGGUGUUCAUUAUGCAGUCACAGAAAUCAGCAGGUCUGUAGAUUCUGCCUGGAAAGAUUUAUACAACAGUUUGGCAUCGAGGGUUGAUUUUCGUUAACUACACACCUGGUAAAAUGGAAAUACAGAACACUUUGGCUGAGUUGAUAGCACAAUACAGAAAUGAAUAGUGUAUUUUAGUUGGUAUUAAAUGCAGAUCUUUAUCAACAGUUUAACACUAUAAUUAUAAAGCCAAAACUGAAGGGAAAAUAUUUAUUUAAAGUGAUGCUUCUGUUUAUUGUUUGCAUUAGCCUGUUCAUUUUGAACAGCAAUGAAUUUAUGUUGUACGUUUUUGAUAUACCUAAAAAAGUAACAUUUUCAGAGUGGUAUUGGAUUAUUUUGUUUAUUGUUACAGUAAAAUAUGACUUCAUAAACAGUACCCAAGACACCAAGUUUAUUCAUAAAAUAUAGUUAUUACAAUAUGUUCUACAUAUCAUAAAACGCAGAUAACUAUACUACCCGUCCUUGCUGUCUGGCAUUGCUCAUCUAGGGCCCUGUGUUUUGUACAAUCAUGUAACAGCAAGAUUUUUCUCCAUUGUAGAAUAAUAGUGAAGACAUCAACUAUGAAAUAACACAUGGAAUCAUGUAGUAACCAAAAAAGUGUUACACAAAUCAGAAUAUAUUUUAGAUUAAAGAUUAUUCAAAGUAGCCACCCUUUGCCUUGACAGCUUUGCUCAUGCUUGGCAUUCUCUCAACCAGCUUCAUGAGGUAGUCACCUGGAAUGCAUUUCAAUUAACAGGUGUACCUUAAGUUAAUUUGUGCAAUUUCUUUCCCUUAUGCAUUUGAGCCAAUCAGUUGUGUUGUGAUAAGGUAGGGUUGGUAUACAGAAGAUAGCCCUAUUUGGUUAAAGACCAAUUUCCGUACCAUGGCAAGAACUGCUCAAAUAAGCAAAGAGAAACGACAGUCCAUCAUUACUUUAAGACAAAGGUCGGUCAGGUAGCCUAGUGGUUAGAGAGUUGGGCCAGUAACCGGAAGGUUGGAUCGAAUCCCAGAGCUGACAAGGUAAAAAAUCUGUUCUGCCCCUGAACAAGGCAGUUAACCCACUGUUCCGAGGCCAUCAUUGUAAAUAAGAAUUUGUUCUUAACUGACUUGCCUAGUUAAAUAAAAAAUAAUAAUAGUCAAACCUGAAACUUUGACAGUUUCUUCAAGUGCAGUUGCAAAAACCAAGUACUAUGAUGAAACUAGCUCUCCAUGAGGACUGCCACAGGAAAGGAAGACCCAGAGUUACCUCAGCUGCAGAGGAUAAGUUUAUUAGAGAUAACCGCACCUCAGAUUGCAGCCCAAAUAAAUGCUUCACAGAGUUCAAGUAACAGACACAUCUCAACAUCAACUGUUCAGAGGAGACUGAAUCAGGCCUAAAAUAUAUUUUGAUUUGUUUAACAAUUCAUUGGUUACUACAUGAUUCCAUAUGUGUUAUUUCAUAGUGUUGAUGUCUUCACUAUCAUUCAACAAAGUAGAAAAUUGUAAAAAAUAAAGAAAAACUCUUAAAUGAGUAGGUGUGUCCAAAUUUUGACUGGUACUGUAUUUGUUGUGUUUUCAUAAACCACAUUUCCAUCCACAGUUUUUAUGCAGGUAAAGUCAUACCAUAUAAAAAAUAAUCACGACAGCUGCGAUGGAAACAGGACGUUUUAUGACCACGCUUUGUGCAUUGUCAUGCUGAAACAGGAAAGAGCCUUCCCCAAACUCUGCCACAAAGUUGGAAGCUCAGAAUCGUUUAGAAUGUUGUUGUAUGCUGUAGCGUUAAGAUUUCCUUUCACUGGAACUAAGGGGCCUACACUGAACCAUGAAAAACAACCCCAGACCAUUAUUCCUCCUUCACCAAACUUUACAGUUGGCACUAUGCAUUCGGGCAGGUAGCGUUCUCCUGGUAUCCGCCAAACCCAGAUUUGUCCGUCGGACUACCAUAUGGUGAAGCUUGAUUCUUCACUCCCAAGAACGCGUUUCCACUGCUCCAGAGUACAAUGAGACUAUUGGUUAGAGCGUUGGGCCAGUAACCGAAAGGUUGCUGGAUCGAAUCCCUGAGCUGACAAGGUAAAAAAUAUGUUGUUCUGACCCUGAGCAAGACAGUUGUGGAUGUCGAUUAAGGUAGCACUCCGCACCUCUCUGAUUCAGAGGGGUUGGGUUAAAUGCAGAAGACACAUUUCAGUUGAAGGCAUUCAAUUUUACAACUGACUAGGUAUCCCCCUUUCCCAAUGGCGGUGAGCUUUACACCGCUGCAGCUGACGCUUGGCAUUGCGCAUGUUGACCUUGGGCUUAUGUGCAGCUGCUCGGCCAUGGAAACCCAUUUCAUUAGGCGCCCAAUUAACAGUUAUUGUGCUGACGUUGCUUCCAGAGGCAGUUUGUAACUGUAGUGAUGGUUGCUACUGAGAACAAAAUAUUUUUAUGCGUUUCAGCAUUUGGCGGUCCCGUUCUGUGAGCUUGUGUGGCCUGCCACUUUGCGGCUGGGCCGUUGUUGCUCCUAGACAUUUCCACUUCACCAUAACAGCACUUGCCAUUGACCGGGACAGCUCUAGCAGGGCAAAUAUUUUAUGAAAUUACUUUUGGGAAGGUGGCAUCCUAUGAUGGUGCCACAUUGAAAGUCACUGAACUCUUCAGUAAGGCCAUUCUACUGUUUGUCUUUGGAGAUUGCAUUGCUGUGUGCUCGAUUUUAUACACCUGUCAUGUGGCUGAAUUAGCAAUAUCCACUAAUUUGAAGUGUAUUUGGUAUAUGAUUGUAAUACCCUUUUAUUUAUCCAUACUGUUUCCCACAUAUGCUCUACAGUACAUUGAAUAAACUCUUAUUUAAAUGUA